Molecule: messenger RNA, 627 nt
Organism: Saccharomycodes ludwigii
Lineage: Eukaryota; Fungi; Ascomycota; Saccharomycetes; Saccharomycodales; Saccharomycodaceae
Gene: SCP1
Product: Scp1p
Exons: 1
Coding region: 1-627 (208 amino acids)
Molecular function (GO): protein binding
Source: RefSeq, a predicted model, not a curated record
AUGAAUCGUCAACCGUUAUCAUACACUCCAGUUUAUGUUACUGAUGUUAAACCCGACGUAACGUCUUUAGAUGAAGAUUUAAAAAAGUUGAGAGAUUCUAAAUUUACACAACAAAAUAUCGACGAGAUCCGGUAUUGGAUGUUUAACCAAAUUCUAAAAGAGUCACCAAGUACAGAGGAAAAUUUAUUGGAUUUGCUAAAGGAUGGAACAGUUUUGUGCAGAUUAGCCAAUAAACUAAUUGAAAAUGAUUCAAGUUUUAAUCCAAUAAAAUGGAAAUGCAGUAAGAUACCGUUUAUUCAAAUGGAGCAAAUUUCCUUAUUCUUACAAUUUUGUAAACAAUACGGAGUUCCAGAGGAUGAAUUGUUUCAAACAGUGGACCUAUUUGAGAAAAAAGAUCCUGCACAAGUUUAUCAAACCAUUAAAUCUUUGAGUAGAUAUGCUAAUCUAAAAAAUCCCUCUUUGUUUCCCGUUAUUGGUCCAAAAUUGACAAAGAAAAAGCCACCUGUAAAACACAAGCCCGAUUAUUUGAGCAAAACUACUUGGAGCACCAUUGAAUAUGGAUAUAUGGGCGGUUCUAAUCAAACAACUGAACAUAUAAGUUUUGGAAAAAAAAGAGAUAUUGUGUAG